This is a messenger RNA of Amoebophrya sp. A25, 963 nucleotides long. The record is from the annotation of a GenBank genome assembly. NCBI's taxonomy places the organism in Eukaryota, Dinophyceae, Syndiniales, Amoebophryaceae.
UAGCAGAGUCCAGCACCAGCAUGCUCCGUGCAUGUCGGGUUUCUUUGACUCGUUCGAGCACUACUUCGUCCAGAAGAUUGGCGAGAGGGUUGAGAGCUCGUUCGCCCACCGAUUUAUGGAGUUGCAGAUGCAAGUGGACUCCAAGACGAGCGACGGAAAAUUUGUCGACCUGGCAACGGCGACAGAGCAUCUGACUGCCGGCGUCCUCAGACUGGCGGAGGUGACAGGAGUUAUCCCACCACCGCAGGCAGCGAGAGGAGGACGGGAUAGAGAGGUAGUCAGCUCUUGCUAGGGAGCAACGUGAUGCCAUUCGAUGCUCCUAGUAUGGCUCUUUAAUGGGAUUGAAAUUGCUUGGUGAUGACCUGUUUGAUGAGUGCAUGGACGACAAGUAUAUUUUUCUCUAUCUUUACAGGAGUGUCCCGAUCGUGCUGCCUGCGACUUUUUCUCUGACAAUUUUGACGGAACGACUCCGUCGUGGCGUGAGAGUAGCCGCAUGUUGGCUGUGCGCAUUGAAAAAGUCUGGCGAGCACGCUCGGCCGGCAAGUGCCGCUCGAUCCUCGACCUUGUGGCUAGAAAGGCAGAUAUGGGCCUUCUAAAACUUCUGCAGCAGUCCGUUCAAGAUCUCGAACUCCAGCUGUGCCAAAUUUUCACAGGAAAGAAUCAAUUUGCUCCCGCGAUAUUGGGACUGGGAGGAGGACACCAUCAACAAGCCUCAAUGGCUUAUCCUGCAGGUGGGACCAUGCGGACGACUCGAGGGGUUCUGCCAUGGCCAGGUGAGAGCUGCAGUCGGUAUUGUGGAAUGCAACAGCAUUCGCAAUAUCGAAGAGCGCAACAGCACGCGGACGACGAUCCUCUUCUCACCAAAAACAAGGCUGCGCUAUGCGAUGCCCCGCCAAACAGUUCGCAAAACCACAGCACUUAUCAGGGUCGGCCGCAAGGCAACGCCGAUCAUAGCGACGGUCC